Anolis carolinensis (green anole) is the source of this 2741-nucleotide messenger RNA. It is a transcript of the gene agxt, whose product is annotated as alanine--glyoxylate aminotransferase. The record is from RefSeq and is a predicted model, not a curated record. The coding region runs from base 439 to 1701 and encodes 420 amino acids. Gene Ontology annotation, cellular component: peroxisome. The transcript is spliced from 11 exons. Gene Ontology annotation, molecular function: L-serine:pyruvate transaminase activity; L-alanine:glyoxylate transaminase activity. Lineage: Eukaryota; Metazoa; Chordata; Lepidosauria; Squamata; Anolidae.
AAUGUCUUGUGAUUUACGAUACCAGCAGAUUUUAGAAGAGUCCAGUGAUUCUGAUUCUCCCUGGGAUGAAGUUUCGAGGGAAGCAACAACAGAUUAAUCUCAAAAUUGAGCAAAAGAUAUGGGCAAAAUCACUCCAGAAGUCUCUUUGAAUGACAUUUAAUUUUUCAGCUCCUAACAGGUGCAGAAUGCUCAGGCAAGGAAGGCAAAAACAUUGAGAAAAUAGAACUGUUCAGAAAGAAAACAGAGGAAUAACUUGCUUGGAAGUUAUAUGCUACGGCUGCUGCUAAAUCAUAUGAACAAAAGCUUGAGGAGGCCAAUAACGGAACAAAAUAGGCUCUGAAACACUGGGAUAUUUUUUUGUAGGAGAGGGAGGUGCUCCAGCCUUUAUCAUAUCUAAGAUCUGUUUGCUUUUUCCUGACCCUCUAUUUAAGGUCAGCGAUGUGCAGUGUUUUCCUAGUGCAACAGACAACCAGCUGGGCUCGUGUUUGCCUGCCUUUGCUUUCAGCUCAGAGUUGCCGCACCAUGUCUUCUCAAAAACUUCAGGUGGCCCCCCCUGCACCUCUGCUACGACCCAUGUUUGUCCCUGAGAGGCUUUUAAUGGGUCCUGGACCUUCCAAUUCCCCACCGCGAGUCUUGUCUGCAGGUGGUCGGCAGCUAAUAGGACAUAUCCACAAAGAAAUGAUUGAGAUUAUGGAUGAGAUCAAGGUGGGAAUCCAGUAUGCCUUCCAGACACAGAAUCCCCUCACGCUUGCUGUCAGUGGCACAGGUCAUUGUGCCAUGGAAGCAGCCCUCCUGAACGUGGUGGAAGAAGGAGACAAAGUAUUGAUAGGUGUGAAUGGAUACUGGGGUGAACGAGCAACUGAUAUUGCCAAGAGGCUUGGAGCUGAAGUAUAUCAGCUGGUAAAAGAACCUGGAGAGCAUUUUACUUUGGAAGAAAUAGAGAAGGCUUUGUUGCAACAUGCUCCUGUUUUGUUCUUCAUCACACAUGGAGAAUCAUCCACAGGAGUGAUGCAGCCACUGGAUGGCCUUGGUAAUCUCUGUCACAGGUAUAAUUGCUUACUAUUGAUAGAUGCUGUGGCAUCACUAGGUGGAGCUCCAAUCCUCAUGGACCAACAAGGAAUUGACAUUCUCUACUCGGGUUCCCAGAAGGUCUUAAGUGCACCUCCAGGUGCUUGUCCCAUUUCUUUCAGUGAAAGAGCCAGGAAGAAGAUUUAUGCCAGGAAGACAAAGCCAGUCUCCUUCUAUUUGGACAUGGAAGAGCUGACUAAAUACUGGGGCUGUGAUGGCCACCCAAGAAAAUAUCAUCAUACUGCUCCAAUCAACACAUUCUUUUGUCUGCGAGAAGCCUUAGCAAUUCUUGCAGAAACGGGACUAGAAAAUUCGUGGAAGCUUCAUAAGGAGAAUAGCCUGUAUUUGUGUUCAGGGCUACAGAAAUUAGGCUUCAAGCUCUUUGUGAAAGAUUUGAAUGCAAGGCUCCCAACAGUCAACACAGUCUUUGUACCUGAAGGAUACAACUGGAAAGAAAUAACUGAAUAUACAAUGAAAAAUCAUGGGAUCGAAGUCUCAGGAGGCCUGGGUCCUUCAGCAGGCAAGGUUCUUCGAAUAGGACUGAUGGGUUACAACUCUACUAAAUUUAACGUUGACAGAGUCCUUCAUGCCCUGGAGGAUGCCCUCCAGCAUUGUCUCAAGAACAAGUUAUGACCUCCUGCACCAACUCAGAGAAAUUUACUUCUGUCCUGUUUUUGCCUCUCCUUUCAAAUGUGCUUAGUAUAGUAUGGCCCAAUUACUUUAGCCUUUCAUUUUUCACACUGGAUUGGGCAUUGGAAGUCUGAAACAUAGAAGAACCUACGUAUAUUGACAGGAAAGCGGGGAAUCCUGUGGAGUAACCAGAUGUAUUACUAUACAUUCACUUUCUCAAUGAUUUUUCUGCAUUCCAAAAUAUCUGUGUGACUAUGUAUAUUUCUUUAAUACAUUUGUUGACUUAAAUCUGUAAAUUUAAUGGCAAGGAAUACUUAAGAUAUGGUUCUGCCAGUUCCUUGUUUUGAAAUGUAUUCUGAGAUUUGUUGGCAGUCUUCCAUCCAGGAAAUAACUAGAGUUGAUCUUGCGUAACUUACUAGAUUUGAUGUGAUCUGGUGCCUUUAACUAGAUUAAAAUUGACACAGGAAUAAAGUUUGCUUGCUUGUUAUUGCUUGCACAACAACUAAUGCAAGUUAUUUCCUCAAGUUUAAGUGUGUAGCUAGUUGUUGCAAUUCGUUGGGUAGAACCCAGUUGCUUCACUAUAUUAACAGUUGAAUUUUCCCAAGUUGCAUAGUGAUGAUAAGGGAAGAAAGACAAAGCCUAUUCAGUCUACAGAGACUAUUCUCCAGUUCCUUCAAGGCUCGAAUAUUUAUUGCGUUUUCCCUCUUGUUUCAUUACACUAGCAAGGAAUAUUGAAAGUAUUUCAGGUUUUCAAUAUUAUUCUUUAUCAAAUGUCUACACUGGCAAAAGCAUAUGAGCUUGUAUAUAGUUUUCAUAGAACGUAUGUAUGAAAGGUCACGAGUAUAGUUUCGCAGAAACACUUUAAAACUUUCCCAACUACAGCUCGAAUCUUGUUCUCACUACUUUUGAUUCUAGGCAGCAUCGGUGAGCAAGAUAUAUUCACUCCAGCAUCACACAGCAAACUAGAGAUGAAAAAAAUAUCUGCCACUGGCUGAAACAUGUGGAAACCUUGUCGGAAAGAAUAAUAAAGCAGCAUGAAAGUU